AUGACCUUGAUAGAUGACGAGGUGGCUGAAUUUGAAUGGACACUGUUCAUCAAUGUUUUGUCCAAAGUCCGAACUAUAACUGCAUUGGAGCUUCGAACGCAAGGAGGGCAUCGGUAUACACAGGCGUUGGAACUUUUGAACGCAGCACCGCAGCUUCAAACGCUCAAGUUUGUCCUGAGAGGAAUUUGGUAUCAGGAAAUCCACGCUAAUGAUGAAGUGGCUGAUAUUUUUCUUGAACUAUUGACACGACUAGAGAACAUUCGAGAGUUACUGAUGAUGGUGACAGGUCAUCCUGACACUAUUUCCGAUGCAGUGGAUUACAUGUUGACCAAAGUAGGAGUACCAAGAAGAACACAGAUGAGGGUGACUGUUUACGACUCGACUGAGAGGAAGGCAAUAGCGAAGUGGGAUGGAGUGAUUUUAAGAGAUAAUGGAAUAUUUAACGUUAAGGAGAUUGGUCAGGUAGCCUCUGUACUAAAGAAUAUUGAUACUGACCGAACUAACAUUGUGUGA
This is a messenger RNA of Lentinula edodes (shiitake mushroom), 513 nucleotides long. RefSeq lists its product as uncharacterized. Bases 1 to 513 code for a protein of 170 amino acids. The record is from RefSeq and is a predicted model, not a curated record. Lineage: Eukaryota; Fungi; Basidiomycota; Agaricomycetes; Agaricales; Omphalotaceae. The transcript has 3 exons.